AUGUUGCAGGCAAUCAAAUACUCCAAGGGCAACCUUGAGAUUCUGGACCAAUUACAACUCCCGUUCGUCGAAACGUACAUUCCCAUUCGAACUACCGAAGAUGCAUGGCACGCUAUCAAAGAUAUGAAAGUCCGAGGGGCACCUGCUAUUGCUAUCGUAGCAAUGCUUGCCCUCGCCUCGGAACUCACCUCUGCUAUGGAGAGUGGCAAUCUCCCACAAUCCUCGGAAUCAGCCUGCCAAUACAUUUCAGACAAGCUUGCCUAUCUCGUGACGAGCAGGCCCACUGCCGUCAACCUUGCUGAUGCUGCGCGCAAGCUGGAGGCCGUAGUGACCAAUCGUACCCAAGCGCCGGGAUCUCAAGGUCCGGAGGUUGCGGCCGCAUUCAUUCAGGCGGCAGAGGAUAUGAUGGGAAGCGAUUUGCAGGAUAACCAGAGGAUUGGACACCAUGGCGCGGAAUGGAUCGCUACCCAUGCGGCCAAGCCAGGGAAAUCGGAGGUUGCUGUGUUGACACACUGCAAUACUGGUUCUCUCGCCACUUCUGGAUAUGGCACAGCAUUGGGAGUCGUUCGUUCGUUGGCCUCGAAGAACAUCCUACGUCACGCUUAUUGCACAGAGACUCGUCCCUAUAACCAGGGAUCUCGUCUUACAGCUUUCGAAUUGGUUCAUGACAAAAUUCCAGCUACACUCAUCACGGAUUCUAUGGCAGCCGCAUUGCUCGCAGAUAAGAAUGUGGGCGUGAAUGCAAUUGUGGUGGGGGCUGAUAGAGUAGCAGCCAACGGUGACACCGCCAACAAAAUCGGCACAUAUGCGCUGGCUGUCUUGGCAAAGUACCAUGGCGUCAAGUUCCUCGUCGCAGCGCCACGCACAACCAUCGAUAUGGCCACAAAAUCUGGGGAGGACAUCAUCAUUGAACAACGUGCAGCAUCCGAGGUGACCACCAUCAAAGGUCCCCGCGGGGGUCCUGAGGCCACCGACAAGGUUGAAAUUGAGACCGUCAAAAUUGCCGCGCCGGGGAUCAAUGUCUGGAACCCAGCAUUUGAUGUUACUCCUGCGAGCCUGAUUGAUGGUAUUGUCACAGAGGUCGGAGUUGUAGAGAAGGGCGCUGACGGCCAGUAUCACUUGGGUGGACUAUUUGACGACUCCACCCGUUGA
Penicillium paradoxum is the source of this 1152-nucleotide messenger RNA. Its product is annotated as S-methyl-5-thioribose-1-phosphate isomerase. The transcript is spliced from 2 exons. The record is from RefSeq and is a predicted model, not a curated record. Bases 1 to 1152 code for a protein of 383 amino acids. Gene Ontology annotation, molecular function: S-methyl-5-thioribose-1-phosphate isomerase activity. NCBI's taxonomy places the organism in Eukaryota, Fungi, Ascomycota, Eurotiomycetes, Eurotiales, Aspergillaceae.